AUGACAGAAUCAUUCAAGAAUAUGUUGAAAGAACAAAGUACCGACUUUAGUAGCCUGCGCGAGGAGUUUAACGAGGUUAAAAAACAGUUAUCUGGAUUCGAAAAAACUACAAAUAAGUAUUCGCAAGAGUGCGCAAGCAUAAAAAGUGACGUUACUAAGCUAUUAAACCUUGAUGUCGAAACAAAAACGAAGUUAUCAACUCUAGAAAAGGACCUCUCAGAUGCUAAGGUUAACAUUAGCUCGUUAACAGACCAGCUGCGUACGAAAGAACAACAAGGUCGCUUAAAUAACCUUGAGAUUUCUGGCGUAACUUUCAAUAAAGGUGAAAAUCUGUACAACAUACUGAAUGCUAUCGCGUCAAAAGUAAACUUUUCCCUGUCCCCGAACGAUGUCGACUACAUACAUCGCGUCCGGCGGUACCCGCAGCAAAACCAAAAUCCGGACAGCAACGAUGCAUCGAAACUAUCCUCCGACACCCCAAAUAUCAUUGUUAGGUUCACCCAACGAAAGCGCAAGAACGACCUUCUGGCGAGCGUGCGGGCCCGCCGCGGCCUCACCACCGCCGACCUGGGCCUGGACGGCCCCGCCCGGCCGGUGUUCGUCAACGACCACCUAGCACCUCAAAACAAAAUAUUAUACAGCCAAGCUCGCAAGAUGGGUCGUGAAAUGGGUUACAAAUAUAUUUGGCUUAACGAUUGCAAAAUAUUUUUACGCAAAAAUGAUAACUCUAAGGUAUUACACAUAUCCCGCGUAGACGACAUAUCAAAAAUAAAAUGA
Leguminivora glycinivorella is the source of this 777-nucleotide messenger RNA. RefSeq lists its product as uncharacterized. The coding region runs from base 1 to 777 and encodes 258 amino acids. NCBI's taxonomy places the organism in Eukaryota, Metazoa, Arthropoda, Insecta, Lepidoptera, Tortricidae. The record is from RefSeq and is a predicted model, not a curated record. The transcript has a single exon.